UCCAGAUCAUUCUUUGCCUAUUUGGUGCCGCUUGAAGAACUCGUGAACACGCUGAAAAUUUUCAAAUAAAAUGGAAAGCUACCAGUUGAACUACAACAAGAUGGAAGACAAGUCUAUAUUUACGACGGCCAAUGAUAAUUUAGUAUCAUCUACGACACCAACAGAAAGCUUCGCGCCGUCUGACAAUAGAGGCACCAUCAAGGGCCACAGCAGCGUGUUCUCCCCGCUCGCUCAGCCGUUCCAGAGCCGCAUGUCUGGAUUAGUGGGGAUGGUGGCGCCGCAGGAGCCCCGCGUGGCCGAUGUUGCACCUACAAGCACUGGAUUGGAAGAUGCUCUGGCAAAUUUUCGCAUCGGCAGCUCUGAAACACAUAGUACGAGCCUGUAUGAUGAGCCCGUGGAACAGAAUAACCACAACUAUUUUAUGGGUUGCAGGUCUGAGACUAGUGAAUCGACUCCUGUGAACAUUUGGAAUGAAACUUCUUCUAUAAAGAGCAACGAUAAUAAUAUGUUUGACAGCUUUGAAUUUUUCUUAAAAACGUUGUCUUCAGCCAACACGUAUGCGUCGAUGCUGACUCGAGAGCAGCUGUCGGUGCUGCAGGCGAUCCGCCCCAGUUUGCUUUUUGAAUUCCUGCAGGAAGUCGCAAGAGUGCGCAAUGACAAGCGCAUGCAACGAGCGCUACCGCAUGAAUGCGCGUUCUGCAAGAACAACGGCGAGAACGAGGAGAAGUACGCAUCGCAUGCGUUGAAAGAUUGGCGUGGACGCGUGCAGUGCCCCGUGCUGCGCGCCUUCCGCUGCCCGCGCUGCGGCGCCACCGGCGACUACGCGCACACCAUCAAGUACUGCCAGCUCAACCAGAACGGCUUGGACCGUCGCCGCUUUUCUUCCAGUUCGUUCGUGAUAGGCAACGGCUCCAGGGUGUCGGCACCCACCACUCCGGUACAGUCGCCGUCGGCUAAUUCGUCUUUCAGCAACUCAUCAUACUGGUCUAAUUUUAGCAUUAACUAAACUGGCUAAGAGCCCGUUCACACAAUAUGGUCUCCGUUUUCCUAGUCCGUUUUAUCGGAUAAGUUUUUUUUCAUCGAUGGCGCAUGGAGUUGUAUAAGCGACUUCACAUAUAGUAUACAAUAUUCGGUAUACAGUUUAAAAAAACGGUCCGGUAAAUGAAGACAUUCCGUUUUGUCAUCGAAUAAUGGAUGAAAAAUACGUAUCCGUCAAGUUUCCGUAUAAUUUUACCGGAUAGACACGACAACGUGUGGCCUGUGGCCUAAUUCAAUAUAGUUUGGUCUUUAUUAUCAACCUAUAAUUGAAGUGGACAAAAAGUGUCGUCUACAUAGGUACUAUUAUGAUAUCUACCGUAAGCACCGGAUGAUAUUUGUAAUUUUUAUCUUAUAUAAAUCUGUACAAGGUGUCAUAGUAUAUGGAUGACAUUUUUUCAAUUGAUUUGUUUUUUAUAUGUUGUUGAAAAUCAGUAAUGACGGAUACGUUGAACGUAGACGGUGCCUAUGUAUGAACAAAGCAUAGCUUUUUGUUGGAUCCGAUAUAAUGGGUACACGGAGACUAGUGUGAACGCACUCUUAAAUGUAUUAGGCUGGACCAAUCAAGCCAAUUCAAAAUCGCUAAGCUUGAUUUCACUUUUUUAUUUAUAAACUCUCCGUUUACAAAUAUGACUAGGUAUUAUUGAAAAAAAAGACAUAUUUCAAGCUUGACGAUUUGAAUUUACCGACCAUAUAUAGUUAUCUGGCCUAAAAAUAUAAUUAGGUAGGGGCUACACAGAUUUGCGAUGAAAGCUUUUUCAUAGUGUGGGGAUAGUGGGAUAUUGGCGCAGUGGUAUGCGCGAUGAAUAUACAAGACGGAGGUCCUGGAUUCGAUUCCCAGCUGGGCUGAUUAAGGUUUUCUUAAUUGGCUGGUGCGAGGCUUCGACCGUGUUUAGUUACUCUACCGGCAAAGACGUAUCACCAAGCGAUUUAGCGUUCCAAUACGAUGUCGUGUAGAAACCGAAAGGGGUGUGAAAUUUUCAUCCUCCUAUCAAGUUCGCCCGCUUCCCUCUUAGAUUGCAUCAUCACUUACCCUCAGGUGAGAUUGUAGUCAACGGCUUACUUGUAAUUAAUAAAAAAUCUUUUUAUUGCUAUUAUUAAGAACUUAAUAAAAUUUCGGAACUUUAUAGUGAUGGUAUAGGUUAAUCAUCAAAAACACCCACACAUUUCGGAGGCCUGUGUAAUGGUCAAGUACCCUACCUAAUUGAAAUUUUAGUCCUUCUUUAUUUCUUAUUUUUUUUUUCAUUUUAGAAUUUGAACUAUUAGUGUUAUUCAUAUUAAUUUAUUAUAAAAGUCGGCUAAAACUCAGAACGGAACAGAACGGAAAAUCAGGCGCAGUACCGUCUACGGUUGACUAGGAUUAUCAUUUGACGCUCUGUAGGAUUUGGCGCCUGGAGCGACUGCUCCGUUCGCCGUAUGGACGGGCCGGCUCUGCUCAUGACUAAGGGCCCCGUGUGGGUUCGAAACUAGUCGGGCCUACUCCGACGUUGUAUCACAUGAGUUUUGGCCGCGUUUUAUAAUAAAUUAAUAUUUUUUUUUAGUAGGAUUAGUAUCUAUAAGGAAACGAGUUAUUGUUUUACAAUAACCCGUAAGUAUAGAAGUUCUAUAGAGCUCAUAAGUAUCUUUAUAGUAAAAAAGGACUGUAUCCACAAAAGUCGGAACGUCAAAAUGUAAGUUAGUAGCCUUACCCAUCUCUUGGUAGGUAGUUCGUUUAUUUUUAUAAUUAAUAAAAUUAAUAAGUUGCUUCCAGGAAAUAGGUACAAUAUUUUAACUUUAUUUUGUAAUUUGACACUCAUAACUACAAGAACGUGUCAUUUUUCAGAUGAUGGAAAACCAUUUAUUUGUACUAUGUAUUCUAUAUAAAUAGCUACCCCGACCUCUUCAAAAUAAAUAAAUAAUUUGGACAAUAUACCUACCACCCACUGGAAAACGCUUCACAUUUUGCAGUUGCGGGAAAACCAGAAAGCACAACUAAGUACCUAUAUGUUUGUUCGAAAAUAAAAUAUUGAUUAUAUAUAAUAUAUACCUAUAUAUAAUUAAAUAUAUUCUAUGGAUCCGAUCGACAACUUGAUCACGUGACCUGUCGAUAAUGUGCCAUUCCCAUACAUAUUUUCGUUUUCGUAAGCGUUAGCGUUUGUAGAAAGAGAAUGGACGUACCAUAUGGCUACAGGCCCAGGUAAUAAUACUUAACUGACAAUGUGACCCUUUUAGGAUUAGGGUUCGGGUUAGUGACUGACACAAAUUAGUGAUACUGUACCUUCUGGUUGCAACUUAUCUAGUGUGUAUGACGUAUGCUAUGUUAUUAUCAUUUUGUACUGCUAUUUAAUAUUC
Bicyclus anynana (squinting bush brown) is the source of this 3366-nucleotide messenger RNA. RefSeq lists its product as uncharacterized. Gene Ontology annotation, biological process: oogenesis; negative regulation of translation. Bases 71 to 1006 code for a protein of 311 amino acids. Gene Ontology annotation, cellular component: perinuclear region of cytoplasm. Gene Ontology annotation, molecular function: mRNA binding; zinc ion binding. Lineage: Eukaryota; Metazoa; Arthropoda; Insecta; Lepidoptera; Nymphalidae. The transcript is spliced from 7 exons. The record is from RefSeq and is a predicted model, not a curated record.